Thamnophis sirtalis is the source of this 2292-nucleotide messenger RNA. The record is from RefSeq and is a predicted model, not a curated record. Lineage: Eukaryota; Metazoa; Chordata; Lepidosauria; Squamata; Natricidae.
AUAACUUCCAUCUGAAGUCAUUAAUUAUCUUAACUGAUUUUAAUGCCUAAAGGUUCCUUAAGAUAACAGUUGAUAAACUCAAAACAGAUUUUAUGUGCUAUGUAUACCUGAGUUAGAUCAACAUAUGGAGUUCUCUGGACUUAAGAAGAACAGGUUUCUUUGUCUUAAUUUCUUCUUGUGUCGCAGAAGUGACUGCAGAGUGUGGCACACUAGCUUCUCUACUGUGAAAUAGUAUACCAUGCCAGGAGCCUAGAAUUUAGGAAUGUCUAAUUUUGACUUGCUAACAAAUACAGAUAAGUUGCAGAUGGGAAGGAGCUUGUACACAUCUUCUUUUUCCAACUUUUGCACAAACAAAAUCGAGAAUGCAGAAACAUAAAUAAUAUAUGAUCUGUAAUGCAGUCGUACUUGUAAUUUCAGUCCCAUAUUUCUGAUGGGAAGCAGUAAUUAUAUAUAUAAUCACUACUAAAUUGAAAUUUAUAGUUAAACAGUUAAACUCCUGGCCAAAGCAAGUAGAUUGAUGGUGGCUGUCCUCCCUUAGCUGACUCUUAAGACAGGGCAAAAUAAGACGUGAUUCAUCACUUCCUGCUUAGUUUGUUCAGUCCCUCACCUUCCCAUGACACUUGGCUUAAUAAGUCUUUUGUGUUAGAGCAACACAUGGCUAAUGUUCUGGAAACGCAACAGUGCCACUUGUGGAACGAGUUAACAAAAAUAUACGUGCAGCACAUUAAAGCUGGCUUCCAUGUUAGCACAAGUGAUUUAAUCUCUGCAUUAGACAUCUGGCAAUAAGUCCUUUGAAAUAGCCAGUAGCAAUUAAAUGGGGUCUUAAGUCUUUUGGUUUCUUUUUAUUAGAAUAACAUAGUUGGGGACGUAAUGAGCUACUUGGAAGGUGUACCUUUCAGAGUGACCAUAAGCUUUGUGGACGAUCCUGUGGGAGACACCAACUUUGCCGGCCAGAUGGAAAUUGAACUGCCCGAGUCUGCAGAGGUCUUAACGUGCACAAUGCCUGAUUUUUCACUAGAGAAAAAGGUCCUUUACUGGAUCGACUCGGCCUCAAGGCAAGAGAUUCCCUGGUUUAACAGGACCGCUAGUACGUAUCCCACAGCCCCUCCUUGUUGGCUUCUGUUGGUGGACUCCAAGGAAAACGUGGCCAAUAGCCACAAGGCAACAAGUUGCAAAACCAAAGAAAUGUCACGUCUCCAAAGCUGUAUGAAUCUGGGCACCAGGUUUGAGAGCCUCCGAUGCCCUGGCAGCCGAGAGAAGACGACAAGGGAGGACUUAGACCAGCGUCCUGAGGAGCAGGAAGGUUCAGAAGACAAGGAGUCUUCCUCAGCCACCUCUGAAGAACAUGACGGUGAAGAGCCUUUAGCGCCAAUGCCUGGUGCUCUACCACAGCUUUUCAACCUUCCCCAAAGCAGACCGAAGACUUCUCCAGGGCAUCUAACUACUGCGUCAGAAAGCAAUUGCCCAAGGUCCCCUUUGGGCAAGCAGAGGCAAUCCACGUAUUUUUUAAACAAUGUGAAGAAUGAGUUGCAAGGCGCCAAGAAGAAGCUGUUGGCCAUCAUGCAUCCCUUAAACGGAACCACCACGGACUCCGCCUUGGUUUCUAAGGCUUUCUCCCUCCAUCAGCACUCCAGAAGCAACAGGAACUUCAGAUUCGGUGUCGGUUCCCCUCCUGGCUUAACACAAACUUUAAUCCCCUCUCCACCACCUACUUCCUGUUGUAAGUCAAGUCAGAUUCAUUCGGCAGAGCUUGUCCGACCCAUCCAACACCAUAAACCUACAGUCGCAUCUCUCAGCCCGUACGCCUGCCUUCCACCACCACCAGGGACCCAGCAACCCCUAAGUCCGCACAGAGCUCCAUUGCUGGACUCCACCUCCGAUCUUCUCUCGGUGCUGAGCCAAGAGGAACGCGAACUGAUUGAGCCAAUGGUCGCCUUGGGUUAUCCGAUCCGCCGAGCGAUCCUUGCCCUGCAGAAGACUGGGAGACAAAGCUUGGGACAGUUUCUCAGUUAUCUCAGUGCCUGCGACAGACUUCUGAAACAGGGUUACGAUGAGGCCCAGGUUAUAGAAGCCAUGGAAAUGUUCCAGAACUCGGAGAAAAAGGCCUCAGAAUUCCUCUGCCUCUUAGCCCAAUUCAACGACAUGGGCUUCCAACAAGCUGACAUCAAAGAAGUCCUCCUUCUGUGUGAAAACCACCGAGAUAGGGCCCUGGAGGAGCUCAUGGCCCAAAGCCAAUGACAGCGGCCCAGCAUCCUCCCCUCCCCUCCCUUCCCCAAAUGAGUCUGUAAAUAU